AUUAAGAGUUGUUCAAAAUUGUUUUACUUAAAACGAGACAAAUGCGCAAGCUAAUCAGCUGUGACGUCAUAUACUGUCUUAUCUGUUUUGGAAAUGGGCUCUGCCAACUUGUUUCAAGCCGCGAUAUCAGCUGGUGCACUAUUUUACAGGGUGGCUUUUCUUUACGGUAGUUUGUUUUGGAAAUUGCUGAAAAAAGGGCGAAUAAAAUAUGGCACCGCCAUCGGCACGGGCGCGUUAUAAUGCCAACAAGGCUGACAACCAAAUACCAACCAAAAAACCACUAAAGCGUCGCAAUGGCAAAAAGGAAACCAGCGAUGUACCGGCCCCAACCCCUGCCGGCACCAGAAACGAAAAGCGAAGAACAAUUGAAGUUAUUAGAAAUAGUCCAGACCCUAACGCUCCACUCCCAACGAAUGUUCCCAUGAUGCCAGGUAUUAACACUGCCUUCAAGACUUUUGUUAGCGCUCGCCUUUGCAGCGCCAUUUGGGCAUACAUAGCGGACUGUGAUGAGACUUUUAACUACUGGGAGCCAUUGAACUACAUUAUCAACGGUCAUGGUUUGCAGACAUGGGAGUAUAGCCCACAAUUUGGGCUACGCUCCUAUACGUAUCUUUUGCUGCAGGGCGUGCCCGGCUGGAUCUAUCAGAAAAUAUUUAACCCUAGUCCCUUACUUAUAUUUUAUAUGGUGCGCUGUAUGCUGGGCUUUGGCUGUGCUGUUAUGGAACGAUUUAUAUACAAAUCCAUUUGCCGGGAGUUUGGCAUACAUGUGGGUCGCUUGUGGUUGAUAUUCCAGUUAUUUAGCGUGGGCAUGUUUGUCUCUAGCACAGCACUGCUACCUUCGUCUUUCUCCAUGUACUUUGGUUGCUCGGCGCUGGCCGCCUGGUGGACGAAACAAUAUAGUCUAUCGAUUUUCCUCACCGCUAUCUCAGCGCUGCUUGGCUGGCCAUUCGCAGCACUGCUUAGUGUACCCAUGGUGCUAGAUCUGCUAUUAUAUCAACGCGACUGGCGCACCUUCUUGCAGUGGACAUUAAUUUCGUUGGCAACAAUUGCAUUGCCAAUGAUUGCCAUUGACACGAGCUACUAUGGCAAACUAACCUUUGCGCCGCUCAAUAUAGUUUGGUAUAACGUGUUUACUAGCCAUGGACCCAACAUCUUUGGCACUGAGCCACUGAGUUACUAUAUUAUCAAUGGUUUUCUCAACUUUAAUAUUAUCUGGUUGUUGGCGCUGCAAGUGCCCAUUAUGCUGAUUUUAGAGCUACUCAUACUGCCGGGUCGAUUUUUUUCAACGCUCAACUUUCCGCGUAUUAUAUCGGUGUCGCCUUUUUAUCUGUGGCUACUGGUGUUUUUCGCUCAACCACACAAAGAGGAACGCUUUCUAUUUCCGGUUUAUCCAUUGAUCUCAUUGUGCGGCGCCAUGACUUUAGACAUCUAUCAACGCAUCUUCUUUCGCUUUAAAUCGCUUAUGUUCAAACUCAAAGAGCCGUCUCAUUAUCUCGAUCACAGCAAUGUCAUUGCCAUACUUGUAAUGGUCACUAGUGCUUUGCUGGGCCUCUCGCGCGUCUUUGUGCUAUAUCGCAAUUACCAUGCGCCCAUGGAUUUGAUGUUAGAGCUUAAUAAGUUCAAGGUCUCACCACAAUAUCGUGCAGAGGAAACUUAUAAUGUAUGCAUUGGCAAGGAUUGGCAUCGCUAUCCGGGCAGCUUCUUUUUCCCCGCAAACAAUUUCCGUUUACGCUUUUUGAAAUCCGAGUUCCGUGGCAUGCUGCCCGCUUACUAUACUGAGGGUGAGAAUGCCACUCAAGUGGUACAUCCAUAUUUCAACGACCAAAACCAGGAGCAUGAGCACAUGUAUUUUGAUUACGAGCAAUGCCAUUUCCUCAUUGAUUUUGACGAAGGCAAAUACACAGCCCUAGAGCCAAGCUAUACGCGUCGCACCAAGGACUGGUCUAUAAUGAAGAGCUUGCCCUUCCUUAUACAGGAGAAAUCACAUCGAGUGCUGCGAGCUUUCUAUGUGCCAUUCCUUACCGACAAUCAUAUCAAAUACGGAGAUUUCAAUUUGCUAAAACGCAAGAAGCCACGCAGAAAUGGGCACGGCAGCUAGAAAACAUUACCAAGCAAAUCCCAAAACAUUUCCAAACAGCUCUCUUAAUGUUUCAUCUUAUGUUGUUUCCUUAUCUUUUGUAUGCAAUGCAAGUAAAUUGUUUAUGUUUAAUUUUAAUUUAUGCCAAAGCUGUAAAGUUAAUGCUGAAACGAGCUAGAAAUUAAGCAAUAAAUAUCGAAAUUCAACAAGUUUUAUAGCA
Messenger RNA from Drosophila busckii, 2297 nucleotides. It is a transcript of the gene Alg9, whose product is annotated as alpha-1,2-mannosyltransferase ALG9. Gene Ontology annotation, molecular function: alpha-1,2-mannosyltransferase activity. Gene Ontology annotation, cellular component: endoplasmic reticulum membrane. The coding region runs from base 209 to 2098 and encodes 629 amino acids. The record is from RefSeq and is a predicted model, not a curated record. NCBI's taxonomy places the organism in Eukaryota, Metazoa, Arthropoda, Insecta, Diptera, Drosophilidae. The transcript is spliced from 4 exons. Gene Ontology annotation, biological process: protein N-linked glycosylation.